Molecule: messenger RNA, 5608 nt
Organism: Panicum virgatum (switchgrass)
Lineage: Eukaryota; Viridiplantae; Streptophyta; Magnoliopsida; Poales; Poaceae
Exons: 1
Coding region: 491-3046 (851 amino acids)
Source: RefSeq, a predicted model, not a curated record
UUUCUUUUACCCUGCUAUAAUUCCACCAUCAUUUGCUUAGCUUCUUCACACAACUUACCAUGGCACUGCAAGAUUUCUAACCAUUAUACUACUAUGCAAAUAGCCACUAUUAUUUUUAAAUCUUACUGAAAUACAAAACAAUGGAUAACCUAUGUUGUCAUGGUCGGUAGAGUAUAUGAGAGAAGGCAACGUGGCUAGGCUAAGAUGCGUAGAGAGUCCACGUUCUUUUAGCAUGAGUUUGAAUUCUGUAAUUUCAGUCAGUUGUAACAGCGUGCUCUAUAUGAAGCACUAGAAACUCUAAUAGCAGUUAUGCUGAAGAUCAUCUGGUGUCUUGGCAACUUCCCCUGUCUCGCGCACGCUCUCCCGCACGACGCCGGCUGUCAGGACGGCGUCGCGCCCUCGCCGCCGCCGGGAGCCGAGUCCUCGGCCUCUGACCUCCCACUCCUACGCCCUGCGCAAUAGUAGCCCUGACAAUCUGGUAUCAAUCGGGAUGUCUGGGACUUCCGCCGCCUGCGCCUCCACCACGCCGCCGCCCGCUUCUGCAACCGCCCCUGCAUCCGCUUCGCUAGACCCGCCCCCUCCGCCGCCAUCCCACUCCGCUGCCGCCAUGGACACCCUAACAACGGCGAUUUACGGCCUGCAGCGUCAGAUGAGUCAGUUUGCAUCUCGACUCACCGACGUCGAGGGUCGCGCGCUCGCUCUCCAGGGUGCGCCGCCUCCCCUGUUUCCGCCUGCAGUUCCCAACGCCGGCCACGGACUGUGGUCCGCUAUGGCGGGUUCUUCUUCUGCCGGGUCUCAGCCGCCCCUCCACCCGCCCUUUCCGCUUGGCAUGCCCGGUUUUGGUGGUCUUCCGACGGCGCCGCCUCCAACCGCCGCCGUUCUCACCACGGCUGUGCCACCACCGGCGGUUCCCAUAACCCAAAUUCCCUUUCCACAUUCACCAUCACCACUUCCACCAAUCCACAACCAGCCGUCGGCCAGCCAUUCUGCCCAUGAAGAAACAGAGGACUCUCUUGCCGUUCCAAGAUACUUCAAGCUAACUUUUCCUACAUUUGAUGGCAAGGAGGAUCCCUUGGGCUGGCUUAACCGUUGUGACCACUUCUUUCGCGCUCAGAACACCCAUGAGCGGCAAAAGGUUGGACUGGCCUCCUUCCACCUGACCGGCGUUGCGCAGCAUUGGUUCUACAUGCUUGAACGUGACGCCGGCGACAUCAACACCAUCUCCUGGCCCUUGUUCCGUUCCCUUUGCCAACAGCGCUUUGGCUCCCCAUUAGGUGCUAACCACCUCUCUGAUCUGGCACGCUUGCCAUUCCGGGGCUCUGUGGCAGAAUACCAGGAGCUGUUCCAGGCACGGCUAGCACCUGCCGGAUAUCUCUCGCCGCUUCAACAAGUUCAACUGUUCACCGGCGGUCUCCCUGAUCAAAUCCGGAUCGAUGUUGAACUUCAAGCACCUAUGGACCUUCAGCGCGCCAUGUCGUUGGCCCGGGCUUACGAACGGCGUUCCCUCACUCUCCAUUCCCCUACACCUGGUCGUUCCUCAAUAUUUCCACCAAGGACACCAGUAACAUCCUCUCCUCAGCUUCCAGCCACCACCACAACUCCAACCCCAACACUUACUCCAGCGUCACCUGCCCCCAGCCGUCCUUUCCGUCGCCCUACUCCCACUGAGAUGGCUGACUGUCGUCGCCAAGGCUUGUGCUACAAUUGUGACGACCCUUAUGUCCGCGGUCACAAAUGCCCACGCCUUUUCUAUCUAGAGGUGACCGACUUUGAUGAGGACUCUGCAGUGACCGACUUUGAUGAGGACUCUGCAGAAAUUCAGAGUGACACUCCACAAGAGGAACAGCCCCCCCUCAUCUCUCUACACGCCAUUGCUGGCCUCACAACUAAUGACACUAUGUGUGUUCAUGUGAAAAUUGGAGAACACAACCUCAUAGCCCUCCUUGACUCUGGCUCCACCUCCAAUUUCAUCAACCAAGCGGUGGCUGACGAUAUUGGUCUCCAUUUCCAUAACAGCGCAGGUGCUAGUGUCAUUGUGGCCAAUGGAGACCGUGUACAAUGUCAAGGACUGGCCCGUGAUGUUGCCACAAGAAUUGGUGUUGAUUUCUUUGCUCUGGAGUGGUAUGCAAUUCCUCUUGACUGCUUCGACAUGGUGCUCGGUAUUGCAUUCCUCAAAACUCUAGGCCCAAUCCUGUGGGACUUCGAUGAGCUAUGUAUGUCCUUUUGGCAUCGUGGACAUAAAGUGUUUUGGAGAGGCAUUGAUUCCCCGCAGCGGGCACUUCUCCCUGCAGACCGAGUUCCCUUUCCCAGAGUGCAAAGGCAACCUCUACGUGAUCGCCUCAACUUCAUCAGUAACAAUGCCAAUGAUACACCCUUGCUGGAUGAGAUGCUCAAUUCCUUUGCUGAUGUGUUCGAGCCUCCAAUCAGUCUGCCACCUCAACGUCCUUGUGAUCACAGAAUUCACCUACUACCUGAUUCUCAGCCUGCAAAAGUUAGGCCAUACAGAUAUCCGCAAAUGCAAAAAGAUGAGUUGGAAUCACAAUGUGCUACUAUGCUUCAGCAAGGCAUAAUCAGACCAAGUACUUCCCCAUUCUCAGCACCUGUCCUCCUAGUCAAGAAACAUGAUGGGUCAUGGAGAUUUUGUGUAGAUUACCGUGCCUUGAACAAAAUUACAGUCAAGGACAAGUUCCCUAUACCCAUUGUAGAGGAACUCAUUGACGAGCUGCACGGUGCUACAUUUUUCACUAAGUUGGACCUCCGAGCUGGUUAUCACCAAAUCCGGGUGCACCCAAAUGACAUUGAGAAAACAGCUUUCAGAACACAUGAGGGCCAUUUUGAAUUCUUGGUUAUGCCCUUUGGUCUUACCAAUGCUCCAAGUACAUUUCAAGCUCUCAUGAAUUCAGUGCUUAAACCGUUUCUGCGCAAAUGUGUCUUAGUGUUCUUUGAUGACAUCUUGAUAUAUAGCUCCUCUUGGUCAGAGCACUUGCAGCAUUUGCGUGCUGUCCUCACUGCAUUACGCGCCAACAAUUUGCAUGUCAAGAAAUAAAAAUGUGAGUUUGGAACAAAAUCAGUGGCUUAUCUUGGACACACUAUUCCUGCACAUGGAGUUGCUAUGGACCAAGAUAAAGUUUCAGCUGUUACUCAUUGGCCACAGCCCCAGUCUGCACGUGACCUUCGGGGAUUUUUGGGCUUAGCAGGCUACUACCGCCGCUUCAUCCAAGAUUUUGGGACAAUAGCUGCUCCACUUACACAACUACUUCGCAAAGACUCUUUUCAUUGGUCUGAUGCAGCAGCACAAGCAUUCCAGAAUUUAAAAGCAUCUGUCUACUGCUCCUGUCCUUCAUUUGCCGGAUUUCUGUCAGCCUUUUAUUGUCGACUGUGACGCAUCCGGCAACGGGUUUGGUGCAGUCCUCCAUCAGGGUGCUGGUCCUUUAGCUUUCUUCAGCAAGCCUUUUGCUGCCCGGCAUCUCAAAGCAGCAGCAUACGAAAGAGAACUCAUUGGCCUAGUGCAAGCUGUCAGGCAUUGGAGGCCAUAUCUGUGGGGCAGACAGUUUGUCAUUCGCACUGAUCAUUAUGCCUUAAAAUAUAUGCUUGACCAGCGUUUGUCAACUGUGCCACAACAUCAAUGGAUCAGCAAACUCUUUGGCUUCGAUUUUGCAGUGGAGUACCGGCCAGGCCGUCUCAACAUUGUCGCUGAUGCACUCUCGCGUCGCGACCAGUCCGACAUGAGCAUUCAUGUUCUCUCUACUCUGACAUUUCAGUUCUACCAUGAUCUUCGUGAAGAAAUGGAACAGAAUGCUGAGCUCAAAACACUUAGGGACACCAUUGCAGCGACACGAGGUGACCAAUGGAGAGUUCAAAAUGGCUUAAUUCAUCGUGGUAGACUUGUCUACAUUCCCUUUACCCCAACUGCCCUUCAAACUGCCCUGCAGCUAGCACACACAACUGGGCAUGAAGGAAUUCAGAAAACCCUCCAACGUCUGCGUCGAGAUUUUGUCAUUGACAAUGAUUGUGCGGUGGUCCGCGACUUUGUUCAUUCUUGUGCAACCUGCCAAAGAAACAAAACUAAAAACCUCCACCCAGCGGGUCUCCUUCAACCACUUGACAUACCCACAAACAUUUGGCAGGAUAUCUCGCUGGAUUUCAUUGAAGCAUUACCUAAAGUGAAGCAUCCUAACUGUGGUUGAUCGGUUCUCCAAAUAUGCUCACUUCAUUCCUUUGCGUCAUCCUUACACAGCUAGCUCGGUUGCCAAGGCCUUUUUCUCUGAAAUUGUGAGGCUUCAUGGUUUCCCAGCUUCAAUUGUCAGUGAUCGUGAUCCUGUGUUCACAGGCUACAUAUGGGGUGACAUCUUCAAGCUAGCAGGGGUAAAACUGCGCAUGAGUACUGCCUUUCAUCCCCAAACCGAUGGCCAAUCAGAGGUUGUCAACAAGACUAUUACCAUGUAUCUCCGCUGUAUCACAGGUGAUCGACCUCGGGCAUGGCUAGAUUGGUUACCAUGGGCAGAAUUUUGCUACAACACAUCUUAUCACUUAUCACUCAAAACAACACCAUUCCAAGUAGUAUAUGGUCGCUCUCCUCCACCAUUACUACAAUAUGGACAUGAUACAGCAGCAGCAACUACUUCAACUGUGGACACUAUGAUGAAAGACCGUGACAUCUUCCUGCAUGAUGUCCGGGAUCGGUUGUUGCAGGCACAGCAAUAUGCAAAGAAACACUAUGAUGCAAAUCAUCGUCCACUGGACUUUGUUGUGGGAGACCUGGGUAUGGCUCCGUGUUCUUAAUCGGCCAACUCAGUCAUUGCUGUCCAGAUCCAAGAACAAAACUCAGUCCGAAGUAUGCUGGGCCGUUCCAGGUUACCCAACGCAUUGGUGACGUUGCUUACAAGCUCCAAUUACCAGAAGGUGCACGCAUACAUGAUGUCUUUCACGUUGGUGUUCUCAAGCCUUUCCAUGGAGAACCGCCUGCAGCAAUACCUCCCUUGCCUCCGCUUCAGCAUGGUCGUCUCCUACAUGCUCCAGAACGUGUCCUCAAAACUCAACUCCGUCGCGGGAUCUGGCACGUUCUCAUCAAAUGGACAGAUAUGGCAGACACCGAAGCCACAUGGGAACCGGUUGACGCGUUCAAAGCUGCUCAUCCAACAUUCAAGCUCAAGGACGGGCUUUUUCCCGAGGGAGGGAGAGAUGUCAUGGUCGGUAGAGUAUAUGAGAGAAGGCAACGUGGCUAGGCUAAGAUGCAUAGAGAGUCCACGUUCUUUUAGCAUGAGUUUGAAUUCUGUAAUUUCAGUCAGUUGUAACAGCGUGCUCUAUAUGAAGCACUAGAAACUCUAAUAGCAGUUAUGCUGAAGAUCAUUUGGAUCUUCUGGCGUCUUGGCAACUUCCCCUGUCUCGCGCACGCUCUCCCGCACGAUGCCGGCUGUCAGGACGGCGUCGCGCCCUCGCCGCCGCCGGGAGCCGAGUCCUCGGCCUCCGACCUCCCACUCCUACACCCUGCGCAAUAGUAGCCCUGACAUAUGUUGUCUAUGGCAUGACUAGGAAUAGAAGACUUUUAAGUCUUAUAAUUUGUACUCCCAUCACCCAUCAAUAUAAGGCAUAUACUGGUAAAAUUAAA